UCCAUUUGGUGGCGUUUCUUCUUUUUGUGGGGGGCAGAGGAGCAGUGGAAAGCACACAGAUUUUGACAGUGUCCCAAAGAUGCUUGGAGGAUACAAACACUUUUCUCCGGGAAAUUAACCAGGAUGAACCAAAGGGCUAUGCUGUUCUAAUGUAUGAUGCUUUUGGGAAAGUGGGCAGCAAUGUUGUAGGAGGUAACACCAACCAGCCUGGUUUGCUGCAGCAGUGCCGCUCUGCUCACGGCCCCAGCUUUUCUGGACAGUACUGCCAGGUGUUCCUUCGGCAGGGAAGAGUCCAGUACUUUGUCGGUAUUUGUGUACCUGACUCCUGUGAGAAAGAUGACGUGCAAACAUUGGUGCUUUACGACCAGCUUCAGUUUAAUCAGAUGUCCCUCAUUCCUCCUUUACCUUCCAUCCUGGUCAAUCAGUCCACUCAGGAGAUGAUCAUGACUCACUGUUUGUCCAGCAAAAUUGCCCCUGAUACAUCUGAUAUCACCUGCCUGUCAGGUUACCUGUGCAGCAAAGAUGAGCAUCUCUUCAUAUGUCCAGGCCUUUAG
Messenger RNA from Haplochromis burtoni (Burton's mouthbrooder), 554 nucleotides. RefSeq names its product O-acyltransferase like protein-like. The record is from RefSeq and is a predicted model, not a curated record. NCBI's taxonomy places the organism in Eukaryota, Metazoa, Chordata, Actinopteri, Cichliformes, Cichlidae. The transcript has 5 exons. The coding region runs from base 150 to 554 and encodes 134 amino acids.